AUGUCCUCUAUGCUACAAGAAUUUCGGGCAAAACGCGAAACUGAAAGGGUUCGAGUCGAAGAUAAGUACGAGAUUUUGGGGUUUAUCAGUUCGGGAACUUAUGGAAGAGUAUACAAAGCACAGGCGAAACAGAAAAGUAAGAGUUCAGAUGAUGAAAAGCCUCUUAUGUAUGCAAUAAAAAAAUUUAAACCUGAUAAAGAAGGCGACGUCACUACUUACACAGGGAUAUCACAGUCCGCAUGUCGAGAGAUAUCGUUGUGUCGGGAACUUAGUCAUGUAAAUAUUGUCACUCUUCAAGAAGUACUUUUAGAAGAUAAUUCAAUUCAUAUGUUAUGGCAACUGCUUAAUGGAGUAGCAUACCUUCAUGCUAAUUGGGUUUUACAUAGGGAUCUAAAACCGGCAAAUAUUUUAGUCACAGCUGAUGGUCCCUUGUUCAAUGGUGAUAAGGUGGUUGUAACAAUAUGGUAUCGAGCUCCUGAACUUUUACUUGGGUCUAAACAUUAUACCAAGGCGAUAGAUAUUUGGGCUGUUGGAUGUAUAUUUGCUGAAUUAUUGACUUUACGACCAAUAUUUAAAGGGGAAGAAGCAAAAAUGGAUAAUAAAAAGAAUGUUCCAUUUCAGAAAAAUCAAUUGACAAAGAUUUUUGAAAUAUUGGGGAAACCAACAAGAACAAUGGCCCGAGAUCGAAAUCAACCUGAAUAUUCUCAGUUAUCUGCUUUUCGUACUUAUCCAAAUAGACUACGAGAAUUUUACCAAAAUGCUUGUUCUUCAAAGUCAGAACAGGGAUAUAAAUUAUUGUCCCUCAUGUUAGAGUACGAUCCUAUAACACGUAUCACUGCUGAGGAUGCCCUGAAACAUCCUUAUUUUGAAGAGGAUCCUCUUCCAUCCAUGGAUUCUUUUGAUGGACAACCAAUUCAAUAUCCCUCGAGAAGUGUUAAACAUGAUGAUAAUGAUAUGAAGGCACCACCUGUGGUAGCUGCCAAUACUACUACACAAGGUCAGGCAGGGGCGUCACAAGGUGGCGCGGGCGGGGGACGAAAGCAUGCUCACCCUGGAAAGGAUGAAGGAAGAAAUAAUAAGAGGCGAGGCUAG
This is a messenger RNA of Scutellospora calospora, 1092 nucleotides long. The record is from the annotation of a GenBank genome assembly. Lineage: Eukaryota; Fungi; Glomeromycota; Glomeromycetes; Diversisporales; Gigasporaceae.